AUGGCCGACAGAUACUCGUUUUCCCUCACCACAUUCUCGCCCAGCGGCAAACUCGUCCAGAUAGAAUAUGCUCUCAACGCAGUAAAUCAGGGUGUCACCUCGUUAGGCAUAAAAGCCACAAAUGGCAUCGUUCUCGCGACCGAGAAGAAGUCGUCAUCACCUCUAAUCGAUCCUCCCUCCCUGUCGAAAGUAUCCCUCAUCACGCCCAACAUCGGUAUGGUAUAUAGUGGUAUGGGCCCGGAUUACCGAGUACUUGUGGACAAAGCUCGCAAAGUCUCACACACGAACUACAAGCGCAUCUACAAUGAAUACCCUCCAACACGGAUAUUGGUUCAGGAUGUGGCUCGAGUGAUGCAAGAAGCUACGCAGUCUGGCGGUGUACGGCCCUACGGUGUGAGCUUAUUGAUAGCUGGAUGGGAUGACGGGAUCGAGCCAGAGACUGCAGCUGCAAAAGAGGGAGAGACCGAAGCAGAGGCCAAGCUAGCGAGCAGGAAAACGGGUGGCAUUCUGAAGGGCGGACCCAGUCUUUACCAGGUCGAUCCCAGUGGCAGUUAUUUCCCGUGGAAGGCCACGGCCAUCGGAAAGAGUGCAACAAGUGCAAAGACCUUUUUAGAGAAGCGAUACAAUGAUUCUCUGGAGUUGGAGGAUGCCAUUCACAUCGCGCUUCUAACACUCAAGGAGACCAUCGAGGGAGAAAUGAACGGCGACACGGUGGAGAUCGGUAUUGUGGGCGAGCCUGCAAACCAUCUUCUCGGAUACGAGGGCGUCGAUGGUGCGAUCGGCCCAAGGUUCCGCAAACUCAGCAAAGAGGAGAUAGAAGACUAUCUGACCAACCUGUAA
Fonsecaea pedrosoi CBS 271.37 is the source of this 840-nucleotide messenger RNA. RefSeq lists its product as uncharacterized. Gene Ontology annotation, biological process: ubiquitin-dependent protein catabolic process. The coding region runs from base 1 to 840 and encodes 279 amino acids. Lineage: Eukaryota; Fungi; Ascomycota; Eurotiomycetes; Chaetothyriales; Herpotrichiellaceae. The transcript is spliced from 5 exons. Gene Ontology annotation, cellular component: proteasome core complex, alpha-subunit complex; proteasome core complex. The record is from RefSeq and is a predicted model, not a curated record.